This is a messenger RNA of Protopolystoma xenopodis, 1422 nucleotides long. NCBI's taxonomy places the organism in Eukaryota, Metazoa, Platyhelminthes, Monogenea, Polystomatidea, Polystomatidae. The record is from the annotation of a GenBank genome assembly.
AUGGAGUGGAUAGAUGGGUCAGGACGGAAGGCUGGUCAAGGAAUUGAUUUCACUUGUCUGAUAAUUUGUAGCUCCGUGCUGAGAUUGGCAAGACUCACUGGCGAUGCUAGCGAAAUGUUUUGGAAUGUACCAAGUCCACGGUCCGACACUGGGAAUUAUGAUUACUAUAGCAGAGAACUUCGGACAAGCGAAGAGGCUGCAUUUAUCGACAACCGUAUUACACAGCUUCAUCAAGCUUUCUUGCUUGAUAUGGAUCGCCUUCCCACCGAGUCUCUCUUUCGUGAACCCGAAGCUGUUUCAUCAAUUAUGACCAAGGAUCCAGUUUCUUAUCAAGCUGACCUGGCAUCGUCCUCUCAGGUCCGGCAUGUUGAUUAUCUUGAUCCCAAAGAAGCAGCUCCAUGGCCUCAUCCCGACUUAAACAACCAAACGAUUGCCUUUGAUGCUGAUAGGCUUAACGAGACGACCACUUUAAAUUAUCGCUUUCUUAGCCUUGACGACGGCCCAGCCACACCUACAUCUCCACAAGAUAUGCCAUCCGGGCUAGGUCUUGAAGACGAAAUUUCUCGCCAAACUUGUGAUCACUCACAAAAAAAUGAUAAGCUAGAUCUCCGAACUACAAAAGAUCAACUUUCCAAAGUUCCACAAGAGGAUCUGGUAGUCACUUUGGAUCAAUUAGCUCAUUCCAAUUUUGAUUCGCGCGCUUCUCUGCAUCCGAUAGCUCCUAUCCUUAAGCCUAAAAUGUCAUGCCUCGACUUCGAUACAGAUAGACUUGCCAUACUCCAACGCCUUGUCUGUCAUCUUACCUCUAGACAGGCUAAUUCUGCACUUAAUCCUGAAUUAACAAUUAAGCCUCUUCGACAAAUUCCUUCGACAAGUCACACAUUGCAGGUCAUUGCACAAGAACAGGCUUAUUCUGAGUCUGACAAUGGACAAUUGUGUCGUGCAUGUGAUGCCACAGCCAUCGUUCUCAAAGAUAGCCCGAUUGAUGCUAGGAGAUCUCCAAUUUGUUCGCGCGAACAAGAAACGCCGAUGGCUGCCAAGAUCGUCCCAAUAGAUACCACCUGCACUCAGUCUCCUUACCCUGCCAAAAUUUCUGAAAACACUGGCCUGACAGAAACAAUGUGUUUGGCCCAAACUCAAGCCAAAUUCGAUGCAGUAUUAGCCUCAGGUUACGGUGCCGUAAAUUCUACCUUUGGCAAACCCAAAGGCUUGGAAAACUUUGCUUCCUCUAAACCAAAUGAUGACUUGACACACUUUAACGUGGGGCUUUGUUCGGUCGAGCUUUCUAGAGAAGAUGCUCUCUGUCCUGGAUUAAAACAGCCUUUUAUUGCUAACGAUGAUGCAGUAAACACAUGGGCCUGUAAGGGACCAUCAAAAAGUGCUCUGACUCAAGAGGUAAGUCGUCAGCCAUUUGACAUUUGA